Molecule: messenger RNA, 897 nt
Organism: Purpureocillium lilacinum
Lineage: Eukaryota; Fungi; Ascomycota; Sordariomycetes; Hypocreales; Ophiocordycipitaceae
Source: RefSeq, a predicted model, not a curated record
AUGACCGUUGCAUCUGCAACGAGCCGAGCAAUCCAGAACUCCAAAAGUGGCACAAAGAAGCAUUCAAGGCAGAGAACCGGCUAUCAAUGGGUUCAUAUCAGCCUCCUGCUCGUGAGCCUGGAAGCUCGGUACUUCAAUGGGCUUUCAGUGGAGAUUCCGGAGACGGUGCUACCCCUGAAAGACACAGUCAUCAAGUUUUCCUCCGCAGACCUACUGACAUGGCCCUCAUUCACCGACAUACUCUUUGACUAUCUCCGCCCGCUGCCCGAUACAAUCGAUCCGACCAACAAAGAUCUCUGGUCUAUCUCAUAUGCCUCGAGCUUCUCAGGGAAGAAAAUAGUAACGGUACCUAACACUGACAAGUAUAUCACGCCAUCAAGCAUGCUUGCGUCCGGCCAUUUUUCGAACAACCAGGCUGGGCAGUUGAAAGUUCUCGUUGUUCUGACAUCGACGGAGGUGGUCGACAAGCAAGAGCCAGUCACCCCCCUGAGGCCGGAAGAGUACUCGACACCGACGAAGGACAAUAAGAAGAGAAAGAUGAAGCAGGAAGACUCGAGCCCAGCAUCCGAACGCAAGAAGCGCCUCAAGAGAGGAGCCCGAGUUAAAAGGGAGGGUGGCAACGUGGGAGGUGAUCAGGUUAAACAAGAGAUUCACGUCAAGAUUGAGGAGGAGCGCGCAGCUACUGCUCCAUGCCAGAGCCCCAUGCUCGAACGCCUCGAGGAUACUUGGAAUGUGCCCACAGAGGACACUGUAGUGGAUCUCAGCGGUGCAGGCGAUUCGGACUGCGAUUCUGAGCUAGCCAAUGUCGAAGAGGGAAGAGACUGCGCGGGAGAGAGCGAACUGCGCGAGGUUGACGAAGGCGAUUGCGAAGAAGGAACAUGUCUUGCCCCAGAGUGA